This is a messenger RNA of Plasmodium vivax (malaria parasite P. vivax), 4848 nucleotides long. RefSeq names its product calcium-dependent protein kinase 4, putative. Gene Ontology annotation, molecular function: ATP binding; protein serine/threonine kinase activity. The record is from RefSeq and is a predicted model, not a curated record. The transcript has a single exon. Bases 1 to 4848 code for a protein of 1615 amino acids. Gene Ontology annotation, biological process: protein phosphorylation; mitotic DNA damage checkpoint signaling. Gene Ontology annotation, cellular component: nucleus. NCBI's taxonomy places the organism in Eukaryota, Apicomplexa, Aconoidasida, Haemosporida, Plasmodiidae.
AUGGAUAAGUAUGAAGCGGUGAAGAACCUCAAAAUUAUUUCCGCCGGCAUUGACGAACACAAGACAUGCUCAGGCAGGCACAUGGACUACGGAAGUAGCACGAAGGAAGCAAUUAAAAAAAAAAACAUGAAAAAUAAAUAUUUGCAUUUAUUAAGGCAUACCACCAAUACACGUAACUGUGGUGAGGCGGUCUGCAAUCGGGAGUGUCGCCAUUUGGACCGCUCAUCUUCGAAGGAGGAGGAGAUGAAUCGAAGCCCCUGCAAUGACUUCGCGAAUAAGUCAUCAAGGAGGUUAAAACACGUGGAGACCUGUGAUGGAGAUGGCAAAUUAGAUGAGACAAGAACUAGCACAGAGUUCCUAAGAUAUUGUAAUGACCCAGUUGAGGAUGCGAAUCAGUCCACUGGGCUGUUUAUUGCCAACAAGAAAAUAUGCGCCCAAGAAAAUACCCCCCCAGGGGGAAGAACCAAAGGGAAGGAAAAAACCAACCUGAUUAGCUUCUACAAAUACAAUAAUUUGAUUAAUAAGCAUGAGCGUCCAGGGAGCGUGGACGCUAGUGCCGCAGGUCUGGUUGGGCUACCGGCAGAUGAUGAGCAGUACACAGUUAAGUGCAGCCUGAAUUCCCUAAUCUGGAAGAGGCUGCUAAUGAAAGGUUGCGGGUCGUCACAGGACAACAGGAGCGCGUCGUCCACUAGCAAGAUAUGCCAGGUUGCCUCGAGUGAAGAUGCAGAAUUGUGUAAAUUGUAUAGGGAGGAGGGUCCAAGAGGGAGAAGCAACUACGCUGUUGAGAAUGGCGCAAGGGGGGGGAAGGGCGGUACAGCCAAAUCGGGAGGAGCCACUGGGGGGGGAGCCAAAGCGGGUCAGCCGCGCCUCGCCGACGGGGCGAGGAGAGACCCUGCGGAGAGUGCCCUCGUAAACUGUUUCCUGAAGGAGCGCCUUGGCAAUAGAGUGGUGAGCAGCCGCUUGGGCAGCGGCACGGGCAGGAGGGACCGAGGCCACACGAAUGAGCCGGAGCGAGGCCACACUAGUGGAAGCCAAGCAGGUCGGGCGAAUAUAAACCAAGCAGAUGGCAUGAAGAGCCGUCGCGACGGGGGCCCUCCUGCGCGAAGCAGAAAAGGGAAAGCAUCUUCGGAGGAAACGUCCCCCAGUUACUGCCUCGGACAAGCGGCCACGAACGAUCGGAAAAGUGAAGAAAGUCCCAACUGCAGAUUCUGCGUGUGUGACAGAGACACCCGUGUAGGAAGCGAUUCGAUCAGCUAUGGAGAGCACGCGGCCGUUUUGAAGAGCAAAGAGAGGAACCACAUGGGAACCGAAAGGACGGGAGCAAGUGGCGAACAAAAAGGCACACACAGAGGUAGCACAGGUAGAAUAGGUAGCACCACCGCUGUUCAGAAGGACCACCCCCCCUUCCAGGAGAAGGGAGCGUCUUCCGGUCAACAGAAUGGACCUAUUUUACCCGUGGAAGGAAAAACGCUACGUGGAAAUGCCAACGCGUCGAAAAAGGCCCACAGCGACUCGAUGCUUCCCUCCUGCAAAAAACUGACGACGAGCGAAUUCCGCAGUAGGGGGAAAAACGCCAGUGCAGGUAACGUCCCUCAGUGUAUAAGGCGAAGUGAGGAGAUGGAGAAGGCACGUAGGAGGCCGAAGAGUAGAGACCCAAAAGGAGGGGGGGAUGAACCCUUGGGGCGAUCAUACAACGAAAGUAGCGGCUUCUACAAAGGGUGUCAAACUGGGAGAGAACAGGGAGGGGGGAAAAAUAAAAAACUUGGGACCGUUAGCUCUUACAAUAAAUUUAGUUUUAUAAAAAUUACAAAGAAGAAAUCAAUUUUCUGCUACAGUGAGUUCGUGGAUCGGUUUACCCCAUCCGGUAGCGAAUCGGAGGAGGAAGUUCCAAGCGAUUGGCGCGAGAACGUAUCUCGUGAUGGUGAUGUGGAAGUGGGAGGAGAUUCCCCAUUGGAUGACGUCCCUAUGGGUGGAGUAAACCGAGGAAUGACUCUCCAGCGGAAAGAAGUGGCGAAGGCGAAGGUGAAGGCAAACGCGGAGGUGAAGGCAAACGCGAAGGUGAAGGCAAACGCGGAGGUGAAGGCAAACGCGAAGGUGAAGGCGAAGGCGAAGAUGGGUCUCCCCUUGGCAUGCCGCAAAACCAACCAGGGGUCCUCAUCCGUCCCCAUUUUAGAAAAAGAAGAUUUUAACUUUUCCACCUUAAAAAGGUGUAGAAGUCUAGACAAGGUGGUGAUGUGCGGUGGGGAUGACUCGGGUUAUGCUGUGCGCUGUAGGUCGAGGUGCAGUAGGGGGGACCAGCGGUGCCUCUGCAGGGGGGGGGAGGUUGUCACCAAGGUUGAGGGGUCAAGCGGGGAGAAGGGGUGUGUGAGGGGGGCCCAGGGGAGGCAGAUGGAGGAGGAGAAGAAGAAGGAGGAGAAGAAUAAGAAGAACACAAAUAAGACGAAAAAGACGAAGAAGAAAAAAAGCAACCCGGCGAGCACCCGCAGCAGAGUUUCCUCUCGUGGGGAGGAAGCUGCGGAGCCUUUCCCUCCCCCCCGCGCGUGGACGAAGAGUGGUGAGAGCAGACAUAUAAAUGAAAGCUCCAACGAGCGUUUUUAUCCUGCCUUCUUUAGCUAUCAUCCGUGUGUGGGGGUAACCCAGAACGGGGCGCCCCAGUUAGCGGCAGAGAAAGGGUUGAAGAAGAUCAGUCAAGGCAUAUUCAGCGAAAGGGUUGCUGGAGGGAAGAACCAGAUGCGUUCCUCCCCAGUUGGGGACACCCUUGUAGGUUGUGCGGAAGAACCCCCUGCUGGUAGGACGAAGGCGCUGUGUGAGGGGCAUUUGGCGAGCGUUACCACAGGGGGGAGACGGGAGCGGUUGAAUGUGAGGAAGCAGGGGAAGCGGGAGCGGUUGAAUGUGAAGAAGGAGAGGAAGAUGGGGACGGCGGCGAAUAGGGGACGCGUGGCAAACAGGAAGGGUAGGGAGCAUCGGACAGGCUCGAGGUACAACUUGACGAGGGAUUCCCCCCAGGGGAGGGAGAAAAAGAAAAAAAAACUGGGCUCCCAAAACGGGGAGGAGACAACCCUGGAAAGGCGCCAAAAAGGGUGCCUAUUAUCCCACGACAGUUUGGUAGAUCUAAAUUGCCCUCAACAGAGCGCAGUUGAUCACGUGAUGAGUGCGUACCCACGUGAAGAGGUCGAGGAGGAUAGCUGUGAAAAGGGGAAGACCAUCCGAGUGAAGGGCGGAAGCAAUAAAGACGGAAGGGUCGCCACCCCCCACGAAGAGGAUGUUCCCUGCUGGACGACUUCCCCAUGCGAAAUGAGUUCCUCCAUAUGUGUGCACCCCAAGUGUACGUACUACAAUAAGAUCUACCGCAUCGUGGGGCUGAUAUACUGCGGGGAAAAGUCCCAAGUUUAUAAGUGCAUGAAUGUACUUAACAAGAAGAGCUACGCGAUGAAGGUGAUUGUGAGAGAAGAGAGAGAUGCUCAUCACACGGAGAAGUUCUUCCAAAAUUAUUUAUUUUUAAAACAGACUAAGCACAGGAAUGUAAUUCCUAUAUACGACAUUUUUCUAGAAGGCAGUUUCAUCUUCAUCGUGAUGGAGUACUGUGAGGGAUGCACUCUGCUCGACUACUUCAUGUCCUUGGUUCCUGGGUCGCUAGACAUCCAGGAGAUCAAGUGCAUCAUGAAGAACCUUCUGCUGGGGCUGGACUUCCUCCACUCGAAUAAUAUCAUCCAUAGGGAUGUGAAACUGGAGAAUAUAAUGUUUAAGCGGAAGCGGAAGAGAGACUACGCCGGUGGGGAGUUUGGCUCCUGCGCGCUGCGGGCGAGAGGCGCCGCCGCCGCUGGGGGGAGCGCCCAUUGGGCAGGUCACGCGGGGGGCGCGGAUUACGUAGAUUGCGUAGAUCACGCAGGUUACGCAGAUUGCGUAGAUCGGGUUGGUCGCUUUGCCCGGGCUGGGGAGCCCCUCCCCAGUGAGGCCCCCUCCAGUGGGGGCUCCUCCAGUGGGGUCUUCUCAAGUGGGAUUUUCUCCUAUGGGGGCUCCUCCAAUGGGGGAUUCUCCAGUGGGGUCUUCUCCAAUGGGGGCUUUUCCAAUGAGGGCUCCUCCAGUGAAUCCCCCUUGCGCACAUCUACAGUGCUGUCCGCCCACUCGAAGCUUUCCGGCUCGUCUGCCACCUCCAAACAGUCCUCCAUAACGGUGAACUCGUUUCACUCCCAUGGGUGCGACGGAGGAGGCUACUCCACAGUGAAAAGGGGGCAAGACCACUUCAACCCCAUGAGCCACGAAGGGAACUACAUGCAGUCUUCUCUCCUUAUGAAGAGGUACCACUCACGAAGAAGGGGACAGAAGAAUAUCUCCCUAUUGAGGUUUCCAAAGAACGAAGGAACUAGGUGCUCGACCUUCAGGGAAAUAACAAAAAAUUACAUUACAAAGAAGAGGAGAAGAAAGGAGGGAAACAGCUCCUACAGCGAUCUGUGUCUUAUCGAUAUGGACAUGAUGGAGAAGGUCCCGUCCAGCAAGUCCACUCCCAACAGAAGGUCCCAAGUUGUAGUCAUCUGUGGGACUGCCCCUUACAUGUCUCCCGAAUCGCUAGAUGGGGUAAUAUCCACAGCCAACGACGUAUGGGCUUGUGGAGUCAUUCUGUAUGCUCUCAUGGAUGGGCGCUUUCCCUUUCAGAUAAGCAACGACAUGCCUGUCCCCCUGAAGAAGAAGAUUUUAAUUCACACCAAGCCGAACUUUGAUCCGUUCAUUUGGCACGAUCACCCCGAUGUGCUCGACCUGUGCCUGAAGCUGCUGGACCCCAACCCGCUCACGCGCAUACAGAACGCCCGGGAGGCGCUCAUCCACUACUGCUUUGCGGAAGCGGUGUGA